AUGUCAAGUGACGGGUGGUUAGCCAAGAGCAAGAAAGGUGAAUUUCAUUUCCAUUGUAUUGCUUGUGGAUUUGACGGAGUUGCGGGGAAGUCGGAAAUAAAAAAGCACGCAGCCGGACUUAAACAUAACCGUGUUGUAGAUGGAUGUCAACAAUCCUUGAUAAGCCUACCAUCAGUUUCAAAACGCGCACAACUUGUUAAAUCGGUUAAACUCGGUGAACUACAUAUGGCUGCAUUUAUAGCAGAACACAAUUUGCCAUUCACAGUUAUGAAUCAUUUGCCGAAAUACGCGAUGCAACCUCAGAAUCGUUAUAUAAUCAUACUGUAG
Messenger RNA from Macrosiphum euphorbiae (potato aphid), 327 nucleotides. NCBI's taxonomy places the organism in Eukaryota, Metazoa, Arthropoda, Insecta, Hemiptera, Aphididae. The record is from the annotation of a GenBank genome assembly.